This is a messenger RNA of Clupea harengus (Atlantic herring), 599 nucleotides long. RefSeq names its product butyrophilin subfamily 3 member A3-like. Gene Ontology annotation, biological process: regulation of cytokine production; T cell receptor signaling pathway. Lineage: Eukaryota; Metazoa; Chordata; Actinopteri; Clupeiformes; Clupeidae. Gene Ontology annotation, cellular component: external side of plasma membrane. Gene Ontology annotation, molecular function: signaling receptor binding. The record is from RefSeq and is a predicted model, not a curated record. The transcript is spliced from 2 exons. Bases 1 to 576 code for a protein of 191 amino acids.
AUGUCCCAUUGGAUGGACAUUAUCAUUGAAGCAGCUACAGCUCCAGCUUGUUUGAAAGUUGCUGGAAAUGGUAAACUCUUGCGGGAUAAUUUUGAAGUCCCUGCAACUGACUGUGAGCUGUGUGCUUUGGGAAACACAGGUUUCUCAAAUGGAAAACACUAUUGGGAGGUGGGGUUACAAAUGCCAAAUGUUCCAGUGAAGAAGUUCUGGUGGGCUGGAGUGGCAACAGACUCAGCAGUGAAGACGAUGAGGGAGAAGAAAUCCACACCAACUAGUGGCAUGUGGUGCCUCUACUCAGAUGACAAGAGUGGAGUCCAUACCAAAUCAGGAUCUUCUCACUACAUUUAUAGGGCACAGAGACCUGAGGUACUAGGCAUCUUCCUGGAUUACGACGAGGGCCGUCUGUCCUUCUACGAUACAAAAUUGGGCCAACAUCUUGUCACCCUGAAGUCUAGCUUCAAUGAAACUGUGUACCCUCUUUUCAAUCCGGGCCAAGGAGAUGAGGGACCACUUAAGAUUUUGUCUUUGCCUCAAACUAAACCUAAACCCAAUGAUGAUGUGUUAAAUAACGCCUGAUUCGACUCUCAACACAAACAUAU